Messenger RNA from Penicillium egyptiacum, 969 nucleotides. The record is from the annotation of a GenBank genome assembly. NCBI's taxonomy places the organism in Eukaryota, Fungi, Ascomycota, Eurotiomycetes, Eurotiales, Aspergillaceae.
AUGGGUGAACCGUCAUCCAAGACAGGCUGGUGGGCUUGGUCGACCAAGAAGAAGAUUCUCAUCUUUGGAACCGUCGCUCUUGUCAUCAUUGCUCUGGGUGUCGGCCUAGGUGCUGGACUGGGAAUUGGCCUCAAAAAUGGCGGAGACGAUGAUAAUGAUAACGGCAACGAGGGCAACGAGGGCACCAGCUCCAAUACGACAACACCAACAAACACAACCGUGAAAUGGCAGCCAGCUGUUGGCGCCAAGUGGCAGAUCAUACUGAAGUCCGAGAACGAACCGAUCUCCACCUCAGUGGACGCCCCAAUCUACGACAUUGAUCUUUUCGACAACAACAAAACCUUCAUUUCAGAUCUCCAGAAAAUGGGCCGCAAAGUGAUAUGCUACUUCUCUGCCGGCUCGUUCGAGGACUGGCGCGAUGACGCCGACGACUUCAACGACGCAGAUAAGGGCGAGGAUCUCGAGGGAUGGCCCGGCGAGAGAUGGCUGAACGUCAAGUCCGCAAACGUGCGCAAAAUCAUGCAGACGCGUCUCGACAUCGCCGUCGAUAAGGGCUGCGACGGUGUCGACCCUGACAACAUCGACGGGUACGAUAACCCGAACGGAUUUGAUCUCACCAAGGCUGAAGCUAUUGACUAUGUGAACUGGCUUGCUUCUCAGUCGCACAGCCGUGGUCUCUCAAUUGGAUUGAAGAAUGGCGGAGAUAUCAUUGACUCAGUCAUUGAUAAAAUGCAGUGGUGUGUCAAUGAGCAGUGUGCUGAGUUCCAUGAGUGUGAUACCUAUGCAUCCUUCAUUGAGGCGGACAAGCCUGUCUUCCACAUCGAGUACCCCAAGGGUGGUAGUACCAACAACGCCAAGUCUGUGUCGGCCAGCCAGGCGAAAUCCGCUUGUGCGGCUAACAGCUCUGGCAACUUUUCGACUGUUAUCAAAAACAUGGACUUGGAUAAUUGGGUUGAAUACUGCCCGUGA